This is a messenger RNA of Myripristis murdjan (pinecone soldierfish), 954 nucleotides long. RefSeq names its product olfactory receptor 146-like. Gene Ontology annotation, molecular function: olfactory receptor activity; G protein-coupled receptor activity; odorant binding. The transcript has a single exon. Gene Ontology annotation, biological process: G protein-coupled receptor signaling pathway; detection of chemical stimulus involved in sensory perception of smell. NCBI's taxonomy places the organism in Eukaryota, Metazoa, Chordata, Actinopteri, Holocentriformes, Holocentridae. Gene Ontology annotation, cellular component: membrane. Bases 16 to 954 code for a protein of 312 amino acids. The record is from RefSeq and is a predicted model, not a curated record.
UCUUGUUUCAGGCUGAUGGAAAACUACACCUACAACAGCUUCACACUCCGGCUGGAGGGGCUAAAGGUCACUGAGGACUCCAUGUACCCUGUCUUUCUCUUCUUCCUUUUCUCCUACUUAUUUAUUAUCUUAACAAAUUUGGGGAUUGUAGUGCUAGUGUGCAUUGAAAAGAGCCUUCACCAGCCCAUGUAUCUCCUUUUUUGCAAUCUUUCAUUCAACGACAUCCUUGGCAACACCAACAUGCUGCCCCGGCUGCUUUCAAACAUGCUGGUGCCUCCCUCUGAACGCCUCAUCAGCUAUUACGAGUGCGUGCUGCAAGCCUUCACCACACAGCUGUUUGCCACUGCCUCUCACACAGUGCUCAUGAUCAUGGCCUUUGACAGGUAUGUGGCCAUCUGCAAUCCCCUGCGCUAUGCUACCAUCAUGACCAACAAAAUGGUGCUGAAGCUGACUGCCUGUGCUUGGGGAGUGGCCUUAGUUUUGGUGGCCGUUCUGCUCGGUCUGACCAUUCGACUGAGCCGAUGCAGGACUGUGAUCAAGAAUCCUUACUGUGACAACGCCUCGCUGUUUAAGCUCUCCUGCGAAAGCGUCUUCAUCAACAACAUCUACGGCCUCACCUUCAGCGUGGUCCUGCUCACAGCCUCGAUAGGAAGCGUAGUCCUCACCUACACAAAGAUCACAGCGGUCUGCCUGACCAGUAAAAACAAGUCUUUGAACAGUAAAGCCUUGAAGACCUGCAGCACUCAUCUCUGCCUGUAUCUGAUCAUGUUUUUCAGUGGCAUGGUUCCCAUUGCCCUUCAUCGGUUCCCACAGUACACAUAUGAAAGGAAAGUCUCGAGUAUUCUGUUCCAUGUAAUCCCUGGAGGCUUCAACCCUAUGAUUUAUGGCGUACAGUCCAAAGAGAUACGCAAAUUCUUGUCCAAUGUCUUUCAGUCCAAAAAACGAUUACUGUGA